ACCAUGAAUAAGUCAGGGGUAUCUACUGUGACACAGUUUGUCUUGGGCUUUCGGAAAAUGCAGAUCAUCUUUUUCUCAAUGAUUCUCUUUGUCUACAUCUUGAUUCUAACUGGGAAUAUGGCCAUCAUUUGUGCCGUGAAGUGGGACCACCGACUCCAUACCCCUAUGUACAUGUUCCUGGCCAACUUCUCCUUCCUAGAGAUGUGGUAUAUGAUCUGCACAGUCCCCAGUAUGAUGGUCAAUUUUCUUUCCAAAACCAAGACCAUUUCCUUCUCUGGUUGCUUCACUCAAUUCUACCUCUUCUUUUCCCUGGGCACAACUGAAUGCUUCUUCCUCUGCAUCAUGGCUUACGAUCACUACCUGGCCAUCUGUCGUCCACUGCACUAUACCUCCAUCAUGACUGGGCAGCUCUGUGCCAGUCUAGUGUUUCUUUGUUGGCUCACUGGUUUCCUGGGACAUUCAAUUCCUAUUUUCUUCAUUUCUCAACUACCUUUUUGAGGUCCCAACAUCGUUGAUCACUUUCUGUGUGAGAUGGACCCACUGAUGGCAUUGUCCUGUGCCCGCUCACCCAUCGUAGAGCAUGUAUUCCAUUCUGUGAGCUCUCUUAUCAUCAUUAUCACCAUUGUGUACAUCCUUGGGUCCUAUACCUUGGUGCUCAGAGCUGUGCUUCAGGUUCCUUCUUCAGCUGGGCAGCAAAAGGCCUUCUCUACCUGUGGAUCCCACUUAAUUGUAGUGUCUCUGUUCUAUGGAGCCAUUAUGGUGAUGUAUGUGAGCCUCACACCUGGCAACUCAGUUGCUAUGCAUAAGAUCAUCACACUGAUAUACUCUGUAGUGACACCAGUCUUAAAUCUCCUCUACAGCCUACACAACAGGGACAUGAAAUUUGCCCUCCAUCAGAUCCUUUGUGGAAUGAGAAUUAUCCAAACCUUAUGA
Balaenoptera ricei (Rice's whale) is the source of this 933-nucleotide messenger RNA. RefSeq names its product olfactory receptor 11H7-like. Gene Ontology annotation, molecular function: olfactory receptor activity; G protein-coupled receptor activity. Lineage: Eukaryota; Metazoa; Chordata; Mammalia; Artiodactyla; Balaenopteridae. Gene Ontology annotation, cellular component: membrane. Gene Ontology annotation, biological process: G protein-coupled receptor signaling pathway. The record is from RefSeq and is a predicted model, not a curated record.